This is a messenger RNA of Biomphalaria glabrata, 7565 nucleotides long. RefSeq lists its product as uncharacterized. Lineage: Eukaryota; Metazoa; Mollusca; Gastropoda; Planorbidae. The record is from RefSeq and is a predicted model, not a curated record. The transcript is spliced from 5 exons. The coding region runs from base 186 to 1583 and encodes 465 amino acids.
UUCAGGUUGUGGUUGUUAUACGAGAACAUUGAAAUAAGAAUUCAUUGGAAAAAAAAUGGGAAUCUUUUUUGUCAACAAUAUCUAGAUAGAUCCAAAAAAUAUAAAUAUAUAUAAUAUAUAUAUAUUAUAUAUAUAUUAUUAUAUAUCAAUCUCAUUCGUGUGAUAAAGAUUUUGACCAUUUCAAAAUGCUUGGAUUAUGUUGGACUCCAGCUACUGUUCAAAACAUGCAGAAAAUGGCCUCUACCAUGCCAUCAAAUCCAGAACAGCUACAUGGGGCCAUCCUUGUAAGGAAAGAUAUAUUUCAUAGGUUUGAAACAACAAUGCAUGACACUUGCUUGGAUGCCAACAAUUUAUUAGAAUAUCUUUUCUCCUUAUACAACAGUACUGCUGCUCCAGCAGAAAGAGAAAAUGUUCCUUCACCUCAGAGUCUAGGUUUUAUCCGCAGAGAUUCUAAUCAUAACAGGAAAUCAACAGGGAGAGGCCACCACACUUUCAACCAGAACAUCAACAUGAGCAACACUCCUCACCUGCAGCAGCCUGUGCAGCCAAGGCCGCCGGAAUCCUCAAGAGUGGUCCAGCCUGGCGUCUUAGAAGGGCACAGGAAGAAAAUGAAGCUUGAACAGCAGAACUUUCAUGGACACAUGAACUACACUGGGCACCAUCAGGAGUACAAUCAAUCGAACGCUGUCAGGGCCUACGAUGGAUAUCUGGUACCCGGCAACAAAAGCUUAGUACUCGGGGUGAAAAUGGAGCAUGCUCCUCCGCCUGACAUGGACCCGCGGCAUACGCAAUCUGCCUCACCUCUUCCACCUUUCAGCCAGAUACGACGGCAGGGCCCGCAGCCGUACAGUCCCGGGUCAGCAGCUUUUGCAGACAACUUGACUACCCCACCACAUGAUGAUGGAAGACAGAAUGCUGGGAUUGAAUCUAAUGUAGAAUGCAAAGUUGAAGGCACAGCAAACAGGUCGUUUGAUGGUCAACAUCCAAGAAAAGUGCUUCAUGGUAAACAGGGGAAAAAAUCGAAAGCUUCACACGAGGGUGGUGAACGCACUGGUCGUAAGAAGAGAACACACCAGUGUUUUUGCGGUGCCCUAUUCACUAGGGCAGACAACUUAAAGCGACACAUCAGGAAGUGCCAUGAAGAAAAGCUUGAGAAAUUGAAUAGCAACCCCAUAGAUUUUGAGGUGGACAUGAGCACGGCCCCCAUAACAGACUUUCAGAAUGUGUUUCCACCGUCGAGCCAAGAAACCGUGAACUCCUCGCAGCAGCAGCAGCCUGACUCACUCCAGCAGCCACAGCAUAUGGGCAAGUGCCACGAGGAGAAACACGAGAAGCUGAACGCCAACCCCAUAGAUUACAACGUGGGCAUGAGUGGAGCUCCUGCGCCAAGCUACCAGACAUUGUUCCCCAUGUCAAACCAACAGCCGCAGGCUGAUUCGCGGGAACAGCAGCAGGAACAGCAUCCUCACCGGGGGGAGGAUGGGAUAAAGAGGUCACUAAAAUGGUCCUGUUUUUGUGGCGAAACAUUUGACGACCAUCAGCUAAUGUUGGAGCAUAACAAAAGCCAUGAUAAUGGUACAUGAAAUCAACUUUCAUAGAGCUCAUGAGGAACAUCAAUCAUCAGUUUCACAUCUAUAUCAUAUAUCUUUACCAUCCAUGUUCAUGACUCUAUUGAUACAUUAACUAUUUGCUACAGGAAUGAUUUCAUUUUAAAGUAGAGUAAUAAUUACUAAAUUUUUAACUACUUCAGCAUUUAAAGCAGUGGUUCCCAAACCAUAUUUUUAAAAUUUGAAACAGUAAUUGGGCUCAUUACUAAAAUGGUUUUACAUGUUCAUGGUCCGAUUUCUAAAUAUAAUUAAAAAAAAUUAAUUGAAUAACCCUUGUAAUGUGUUUUUUUUCCCCACCUCUCAUUACCUGUUUGUAUUAAAGAUCAAAUGGGAUUUAAUGUAAUUAAGAUGUCAGUACAAUUUAAAUAAACAAACUAUAUUUUUAAAAUACUUUUGGCAAAUUAAAACAUGUUUAUUUAGGUGGGGAAAAAAGUUAGGACUAACCAUUUCCUCUUUUUCCUCAUGCUGGUUUCAGUCUGAUCUAUCACAGCAAUUUAAUUUAAUUGCUUUAUCUUUGCUACGUGAUAAAUUCAGUGGUUAUCACUUAUAGAUCAAUGAAAACUGCGAAAUGUAGAUGAUGUGGAUAGAAAAUUUCACAAUCUAAUUUUGGAAUCCUUUAUCGUUAGUUGUAUUCUGUAUUCUAAGAUAUUGUUAGUUGUAUUCUGUAUUCUAAGAACAAAGUAACUUGGCAACAAAAACUGUUUUAAAUUCAAUGACACAUUUUUUUAAAAAAUGAUUUUAAACAUGCUCAGGAAAUUGUAUUUCAUCUUAGUCGCUGGUUUGUUUUAUUUUUAUCUUUAGUCUCGUUAAUCAUUUCUGUGGGGUUUUUUUUUUCUCACCCCAACUGGUGCGUGUCUGUGUGUGUGUUUCAUGCACUUAUACUCAGGUGGUGUAGCAGUGUUUUAAAUCUUGGCAGACAUUUGGUAGUCUGCAAAAAAAGCUGAUGCAAACAAACCACUCAUGAUGAAUUCAUGACUGGGCUGCUUAGUAUUAUGGAUCUGAUCAUCUGAGGAACAGACCUGGUGGUUUUAAAUGUUGCACUUGUAACGAUGGGAAGUUGAAAUCCAUAUCUGAAUCUUAUGUCAGUUUGUAUUGAUACAAAUAUGUUCCGUGGCACAACCUACACUUGAAAAACAUUGUAAAUAAAAACAUGUGCUUCUACUAUGCAUCAAGCACAGCAUCUUUGUGACUUCUUCUUAGUUGAUCUGUAUAAUUAUCAGUGACACUAAAACCUUUAUUGUACAGUACAUAUCAUUUUUUUUUUGUUGUUGAUUCCCAAUUUAUUUGCCAAUAUUUCAACCUUGUGUGUUUUAAGCUAUGCUUUUUUAUGAAAUGUUAUUUCUGUACAGCAUGUAUCCUUGUGGAAAUCAUAAAAUGAAUAAUGCAAAGGCAAAGAUUGUGGGAUUUUUGUUUGUUUAUGUUUUGUGUACCGGUACUAUUCUGUACAUUAGAAAAGGGGUCAUCUACCCGGUGUGCUUGGACACACUAAUUUCAAAGCUGUUUUGGUGUAAAUGUACAUUUUACAUUUGUUUAGUUCAGCCAAAUUUCGCUAAAUUUCACAUUAACUUGCAAGAUUGUUUUUGUCAAUGUGAAUAAUGAAUUAUUUUUGUGGAUAGCAUUGGUGUGAUUGAAAGUUAGAUGUGUAGCUUAACUAUGUUGUUCUAACAUAGCCAUUAAUUAGGUCUACUACAGUUUGCAGUUAGACUUUGGUGACAUUAUUGGAUGCAUCCGUAAGUCUUUAUAGUAUAGCACACAAACGAUAGCUGUUUAAACAGUGGGUUUUUUUUGUUAAAUGUUUAAAGGUGUAGGUCUACUGUACAUAAUGAAGUAUAUGUGUUAUUGAGAAUCAGUGUCAAGAUGUGGGCUCGUAUGAAAUUGAAACCAAAUGCUGAGGCUUGCAAUGCCACCAACUCAAGGACUUUUCCAUCUCAUCUUUAAAAACUUGUUAAUCUAUUUGGAGCAUCCGAAUUGUGCUUUCAUUGUUUCAACUUAUGCUAUGACUUUUUAAAUUGUCUGGUCGAUGUAAUAAUUUUCAAAUAGAAUUGACUGUUAUUUAGGUUUUAAUCUCCCAUGCUUAUAGAUGUUGUAAGCUUCCACUUUAAAAAAUCCUUUUCAUCUUCAUUCUUUUUACAGGCUUAGUAUCAAAGCACAACAAAUGUUUAUUGGAUUUAGUAAUUUCCGUAAGUCUUUUAAGAUUUAUUUUAUAUACCUGGGCUAGAAAUAUGUGAAGGCUUUUGUCUAAGUUCUGAUAUUUUUGUUUAUUUUAACUUGAAACCAUGUAAUUUAAUGCCAUUCUGUUGCACAACAAUUUUAAAAUUUAGACAAUUUAAACUUAAAUAUUGUGACCACUAUAUAGCUAUUUUUAUUGAAAUAUUUAGAUAAUUUUUAAAGUCAUUAUUUACACUGUCAAUCACAACAAUAAUCUAAAGAAACAACAAACAUUUAUAUACCUUCGUUGUUACAGUCUUUGUCUUGAGAUAAUGAACACAUAUUUUAUCUUAUAUUGACUUAUAAAGACUUUUCAUUUGUCCAUGAAGGUUGCGUCAUCUGUACCAUUUCUUGACUAGAGCAUGCACUGGAUCAGUGUUUCCCAAACUGUGUUCCGUGCAACCGUAGUGUUCCACCACUGGAAUAAUUAACUUGUGGCCCUACACAUGAAUUUAUGCAAUGUGAAUGCAGAAAGAAUAAGAUUUUUAUUAGUUCUUCUUGGCAACAAAAUAAAUUCUAUAACAUCACUAUGAACUUUGAACUGAUCUAGAUUAUUGAGACUAACAUGCAAAGAUCAACCUUUAAAUGAUUUCUGGUCCAGUUUGUCAGAAUUCAGAUUGUUUAUAUACAAUAAGCAGUGCUCACCAAUUACUAAGAAUGUGAAGUGUUUUAUUAUUUAAAAAAUUUGGGAAACACUUUUUCUUCUUGCAAGUACUUUACUACCUAUUCUUGCAAGUACUUCAGUUCUCCACUUCCUAUUCUUGCAAGUACUUCAGUCCUCCACUACCUAUUCUUGCAAGUACUUCAGUCCUCCACUACCUAUUCUUGCAAGUACUUCAGUCCUCCACUACCUAUUCUUGCAAGUACUUUAGUUCUCCACUUCCUAUUCUUGCAAGUACUUCAGUCCUCCACUACCUGUUCUAUAUGAUAUGCCAUCACCCUUACUAGCUGUAGGCCUGCUUCUAAAAAUCAUGUACUAUUUGGAGUUACAUUCAAAUACCUGACUGGUUGCAUUAAAUGUGAUUUGAAUCAUCAACACAUUAAGUUCCAUCUUCUUCUGCUACUCCGCAGAGAUUGAGCAGUCAGGUCUAAAAUAUUUGUGUUAAAUAUGGAGUCAGUGGAGAUCUGUUUCAUAAGGAAUUUUUUUUUUGAAUAAGUGAAAAAAAAAAACAUACACAUAUAUAUAUAUAUAUAUAUAUAUAUAUAUAUAUAUAUAUAUAUAUAUAUAUAUAUUGCAUAUAUUGGUAUGCUUAAAUGAUACAUUCAUGUACGUAUAUGGAAACUAUGAUCUCUUUUGUUUGAGACUUUAUAAUUGUGUUAUAUAGAGUAACAUUUGGUUUUCUUUAGGGAUACUAUGAUUGCCAGGAGUACAUAAAGACAGUCACAGUUUGCUAACGUCUUGUUUGUUGUAAGCCUCUUUAAGGUCCCUUUGUUUCUCCUCUACAAAAAUUCAAUUUUUCAUGACGUUUUCAACCAUUUUCAUUUAAGGUUUGAAUUCAGAGUUAACAAAAUGUAGUUAUAGGCAUAGCUGUAAUCCACAUUUGAUGUUGAAUUGAAAGCCAGGUCAUUGGUUCCUUGUAUAUAAUCUUAUUCGAUGCUGUUUCUCUCAUUUUGCCAAAGAAACAAUUUUAUUUGUGUUAUGUAUACUUUUUUUUUUGUUUUUAAUUAUUAACUUGACACAAUCAUUUGUUUUAUUGGUAUUUCUCCACACGUCAAUGUUUUUUAAUGAACAAACAAAUUUUUAGUUGAUUUUGUUGUCUGAUCACUUACCAUUUUUUUUUUAAAAGUAUUUUAAAUAUUAACCAUUUAUUUUCAAACAUUGUUUAUUUCUCUGUUCCCUAUAAACAUGCCAUUUUUUUUCCUAUAUACUUUUGUUUAUUCAUAAAAAGCAAUAUAUUUUUUUUUUACCACAUUAGAUAAAACCUUUUUUAAAUUGUUUGUUUUUUAAACAUGUUGAAAGGAAUGAAUGAUGCCAGUUUCAGGGUUAUUGAACUAUUUUGUUUUUUAUUUUCUAUGACAAUCAGGUGUCCAUUCUCAAGUGUAUAGAAAAUUCAUAUAGAUAUUAAUGGUAUGUUUAUUGACACAGAUAUAGGUUUUGUGUAUAAGAUAUUUGAGUGCUAUUCAAUGUCUAUUAAAUGACUUUUAUAAUUGAACUAAAUUAAUUACCGUUUUUUUUUUAAUGAUAGGUAAUUUUCUUUGUUUUGGAAUCGUGCUGUCUUAAAACCCCUUAUUCUACUUUGGUGUCAAUCUUGUUCUAGAAUGCUACUUUUGGUUUGGCACUUUGUUUACAAGCAUAGUACCAGAGUGGUAUAGCUUAUGGCUGCUGACUCUAGACUCCCUGGGAAGACUCAAUUGAAAACCUUAAAAUUGCUGUGGAGAGUCAAAGGCCAUUGGUUGUUGUGCUGGCCUCGUCCUCAUGGAUUGUUGAAGCAGGUGACCUAUACAUCACCUGAUCCAAGAACUGCAAAGUUUUGACUUUUUCUUUUUGUUUUUUGCCUUUUUUUAUGACAUGGGCAUCAUUCCUGAAGUUUAAAAAGUAGUUUUCAAACGAUCCACGAAAGCUUCUGGGCUGAUCUAUCUGAUCAAAGCCAAUAAAUCAUUUCCUUUAAUGCUUCAAAGUAUCAUACCUUUAGAAAACUGACUUUUUGGUAUCUUUAAAAAUGAUCAUAUUUUCUUCCUGUCUAGUCACUUCAGGCCAGAAAAAAUUUAAAAUUUCUGGGGGGUUUUUAGCUAACAGUCAUAUAAAUUUCUUUACAAAAUUCCAUGUCAGGAAUCUGUUAAUCUGUAAUACUUUCCGCUUGAAAUGCAGGGCUGGAUUUAAGGGAGGGCAUGCUGGGCUACAGCCCAAGAGUUUCAAUAAGAAAGGGGCCCCCAUAAUAGAGAAAAAGUCAUAUUUCAACAGGUCAGCUUUUUUUUGGAAAAUAUUUUUUUCACAUUAUGACUAACACUACUUUCAAUCUUACAGUUGGCAACACUGUCCUGGUUAAAAAGUGUCAGUUUAUAGUGUCCUCCUGUUCUCUUUAUAUACUCUGGAUCUAUUCUACUACAUUGUGCAUAACCCUAAAAAAAUUAGGGACAUUAUUUGCUUCUAAAGCAUGCAAUAUUAAAUAAUUUGUUUUUUAAAUGAAGGGAAAUUAUUAAAUUUUUUUACAAUUUCUUUCUUUUAUAAUAUGGUAUGCUCUUAGAUAUUAGUACUUUUUUUUUUAUUAAUAAGUGGAUUUUUAUUAAAGCUUUUGAAAAAAGUGUAGGGUCCUCCACAAAAAAUUCUGCCCUGCGGCCUCCACGUGCCUAAGUCCAGCCCUGUUGGAAUGUAGUCAUCUCAUUCAAAAUAGAAAUGGUUUUAGCUUUUGACUCAAGAGUUGAUUUUCUUAUUUCACAAAGCAUUUAGCUUUCUUGUUCAUGUUUCUUCAGUUAAUUGAUUUACUGAAUCAGGGAAGAAUAAUGCCGUAUGAGCUAUGCUAUGAGCUAGAGCUAAAAGUUACAAAUUUUUGUUUGAAGUUUAUAUAAUUGAUUUCUUGCAAUGUUACAUACAAACUGGUUGAAUGCUUGCAUGUGAAUUGUUCAACUUUGUACUUAACACUUUGUAUGGAUAACAAUGACUUGUUAAUGACAUUUGAUAUGAAGAUUUCUUUUCAUCUCAUUGUAAAUACUGUACAAUGUACAUAUGUAAGUUCAUUGAUGCAUGAAGUUGACUAGACUUAUCAUUAUUGACAUUAAAGGGCUAUAAUACUUGACAACUAUAAAGAUAAA